CUCUAAUAGACAUAUGUUUUUGUCAAAUGAAAAAGUCAAUGUCUGCCAGUGGGGUUUAGAAAGAUGUCUUUUACUUCAAAAUGCUGUAUAAAUAUUCUCAAAAAUGGCAUGAAUUUUGUUGGCCGUUCAAUAUUGUUACGAAACUCCCACGUUAUGACGCAAGCUAAUUUAAAUUGUACUGGAAGUGGUGUUAUCGGUACAAUACCAAUGCCCUGCAAUCAAACAAUAGUGGAUAAAGUUCAGCGCUUACUUGUGCCAUUCAAUACACUUUUUAAUCAAGUCGCAGGAUUCAAAGUGAAAGGACGUGUAAGGCGACGUUGUAAAGACUGCUAUAUUGUGACUCGGCAGCAGCGUUUAUAUGUUAUCUGUCCAACUCAUCCCCGCCAUAAACAAAUGUCCAUGAAACCGAAACCGCAUAAUACAUGGUUACUGACGCACGCUACUCAAUCUAAAAUAAGGCCCUAUUAAAACUCAAUUAAAUUUGUAUAAUUAUGUUUCAAGAAAAAUCAAACUAUAUUGUUAGUACUUUACAAAUUGUUAUAACGUUUAAGAGCGCUAAUACAUAAAACUAGAAACAACUAUA
This is a messenger RNA of Teleopsis dalmanni, 583 nucleotides long. RefSeq names its product 39S ribosomal protein L36, mitochondrial (gene mRpL36). NCBI's taxonomy places the organism in Eukaryota, Metazoa, Arthropoda, Insecta, Diptera, Diopsidae. The coding region runs from base 64 to 468 and encodes 134 amino acids. Gene Ontology annotation, cellular component: mitochondrial large ribosomal subunit; ribosome. Gene Ontology annotation, molecular function: structural constituent of ribosome. Gene Ontology annotation, biological process: translation; ribosome biogenesis. The record is from RefSeq and is a predicted model, not a curated record. The transcript has 2 exons.